AUGUGUCGGUUGAAUUUAUUUUUCUUUGCCUUAGUUUUAUUUGUGGUCGCAGCGGGCACAGAAGUACGUUUAAGACGAUCACCACAAUUCGGUCAAGCCAGCGCUAGUGCUUCGGCCUCAGCUGCAGGUUUCGGGGGGUUCGGAAGCCAGCCCAGACCAGGAUUUGGAAACCCUAGUGGCAAUUUCGGGCCUGGCGGUAAUUUACCGUAUCAAGGUGGUAACUUCGGAAGACACAACCCUCAACAAGGCUUUGGAUACCCUCGCCAAAGAUUUGGUGGCCCACCAGGGUUCGGUGGACCAUCAGGUGGAUCUGGUGAAACUAUCAAUAUAGCGAAGAGUAUAAGCAUUACAAGAGGUUCUGGAGGACCAUCACAAGCAUCGGCUUCUUCAUUUGGCAAA
Messenger RNA from Brenthis ino (lesser marbled fritillary), 399 nucleotides. The record is from the annotation of a GenBank genome assembly. NCBI's taxonomy places the organism in Eukaryota, Metazoa, Arthropoda, Insecta, Lepidoptera, Nymphalidae.